AUGUCUGACGCUGCUGUGAAGCCCAACGCCUGGACCGAUGAGGCGAAGAACGAGCUUCUUCUGCGUAUCAUCGCCCAGUUGAAGCCCGAGGGCAAGUCCAUCAACUGGUCGGAGAUCAACAUGGAGGGGCGCACCGUCAAGAGUCUCCAGAAUCAGUGGACAUUUUUCAACAAAAAGAUCGAGGCCUUCAAGGCCCAGUCAACCGAUGGAAGCUCUCCUUCAACUCCUGCUAAGAAGGUGACUCCUCGCAAGCGGGUCCCCAAACCCAAGAAAGGCGGAUCCGAUGAAGAGGAUGCCUACGAGACGCCCAAGGUGACCCCUCGUAAGCGUCGCGCUCCUAAGACCCCCGACAGUGAGUCCAAGGCCGUCAAGAAGGAGCUCAGCGACGCCACCGUCAAAGAUGAGGAGAUGGACGACGAUGGCAAUGUCACUGGAGAGAUCUAG
This is a messenger RNA of Fusarium musae, 444 nucleotides long. RefSeq lists its product as uncharacterized. The transcript has 4 exons. The coding region runs from base 1 to 444 and encodes 147 amino acids. NCBI's taxonomy places the organism in Eukaryota, Fungi, Ascomycota, Sordariomycetes, Hypocreales, Nectriaceae. The record is from RefSeq and is a predicted model, not a curated record.